GGCGGGCGGGACGCGGGGCGGGCGUGCGUGGGUCUCCUCUGGAGAUCCCGGAGCCUCCGGCUCCGCCCUGCGCUUCUCCGUGGGCUGGGGCCGGGCCGGAGGGAGCAGCCCCGGCCGCCGCCGCCGCCCCUCGCCAUGCCGCAGCCGUAGGCAGCCCCGCGGCUGCUGACAGCCUUCGGCCUCCGCGGCCUCCGGGCGGCGCGGCGGCGGGCUCGGCCCGGCCCGGCCCUGCCCUGCCCGAUGGGCAGCCUCCUGAGCGGGGUCAGCUUCAAGGAGCCCACCACGGUGGAGGACUGCGACUCCACCUGGGAGACCGACUCGGAGCCCGAGGAGGAGGAAGCGGCGGCGGCGGCGCAGCCCGGCGGAGAGCCGCGGCGGCAGGAGGGGGUGUGCACCGCCGCGGGAGGCGGGGAAGAGCCGGCCGAGCUGCCCGCCGCAGACUGCCGGCCCCCGGAGCCGCCGCCGGAGGAAGGGGGCCGGGCUGAGGCGGACGCCGCCAACCCCGAGCAGAGUGGUGAUGGAACUGAGCUGACAGCCAAGCCAAAGAGAAGCUUCUACGCAGCCAGAGAUUUAUACAAGUACCGACACCAGUAUCCACAGAACUUCAAAGACCUUCGCUAUCAGAAUGAUUUGUGCAACCUCCGCUUCUACAAGAACAAGAUCCCCUUCAAACCCGAUGGGGUUUAUAUUGAAGAAGUCUUAAAUAAAUGGAAAGGAGACUAUGAAAAACUGGAACAUAACCACACUUACAUCCAGUGGCUUUUCCCACUGAGGGAACAAGGUCUCAACUUCUAUGCUAAAGAAUUAACAACCUAUGAAAUUGAGGAGUUCAAGAAGACAAAAGAAGCAAUUAGAAGGUUUCUUUUGGCUUACAAAAUGAUGUUGGAGUUUUUUGGCAUCAAACUGAUUGAUAAAACUGGAAAUGUAGCACGAGCUGCUAACUGGCAAGAAAGAUUUCAGCAUCUCAAUGAGUCUCAACACAACUACUUGAGGAUCACUCGGAUUCUGAAGAGUCUUGGUGAGCUUGGCUAUGAGAGUUUCAAAUCUCCCCUGGUAAAAUUCAUUCUUCACGAGGCUCUGGUGGAAGAUACCAUUCCCAACAUCAAGCAGAGUGCUCUGGAAUACUUUGUGUACACUAUUAGAGACCGGCGAGAAAGGAGAAAACUCCUGAGGUUUGCCCAGCAACAUUACACUCCCCCAGAGCAUUUCAUCUGGGGACCCCCAAGGAAACAAAAGGCAGAGGCAAACAAACCAAACAAAAAGCCAGCAUCCCCAGUUUCUACUCACAACAGUUGCAUCUCCAGGCAUAAGAAAGCAAAAGAGCCUAAGAACGCAGGGAGUGGAAGCUCAGCUGGGAAACCAACUGAAGAGAGAAAGGCAGAACUCACCAAAAAAGGGGAAGACAAUGAGCAGGGUGAAGAAGAACUGAGCUGUGAUGCUGUUGGGCAGAACAGCAGUGAAAAGAACAGUGAUGCUGAUAGUGCUCAGCAUUCAAAGGCAGAAGAGCCUCCUGGUUCCAGUCCAAGCAGAAAGGAGGACGCUUCCCAUUCCAAAAGAGAUGAUGGAAACCUGAGCAAUGACUCAGGCACUGUAGAGAAAGAUUCAUGUGGCACUGAGGACUCCUCAGGUAACACAGCAGCAGAGCUACAAGAUCAGCUUGCUAAGGGUACACCAUCAGAGGGGACCACCACAAAACCCAAGGAUGAGCUCAAGUCUUGAGCCUGAGGUUAAACCAAACACCAAAUCCUUCUUUCACGUUGAAUGAAGCAAUCUUUUCACUUCUCCUUCAUUGGGGGGGGGGGGAGGGGCUGAAUUUUUCCAUCUGGUGUAGUAUAAAAUGUCCCUGAGACCCUGCUUGUUGCAAAUGCAUCAGAUAAGGCUUCUCUUAGGUUAAUGAAUUUUGGGUUGGUUCAUUUGCUUUUACAACCCUGAGUUUAUCAGCAGUCAGCCAGGUGUGGCUCUUUAAAACAUUGGGGGCUAAUCAAAGCUAAAUUCAUUAUCUUCUCCAGCCAGAUUACACAGGGAAAAAAUAACCUUACCCUUUUUUUUGCCACUGCCUUCACCCAUGGGAGGGAGGGGGGUUAAAAAAAACCACCCCAAACCAACCAACCAAGCUGACUGAGUAGGAAGCCUUGGAACAUGAGGAUUUUUAAGUUGCUUUUGAUAUGCUUUACAUGAUGAUUUAUGAAGUGACUAAAAAUCCUUUCAGGA
Molecule: messenger RNA, 2211 nt
Organism: Pogoniulus pusillus (Red-fronted tinkerbird)
Lineage: Eukaryota; Metazoa; Chordata; Aves; Piciformes; Lybiidae
Gene: OGFRL1
Product: opioid growth factor receptor like 1
Exons: 7
Coding region: 241-1719 (492 amino acids)
Cellular component (GO): membrane
Molecular function (GO): opioid growth factor receptor activity
Source: RefSeq, a predicted model, not a curated record